Messenger RNA from Huiozyma naganishii CBS 8797, 825 nucleotides. It is a transcript of the gene COQ11, whose product is annotated as ubiquinone biosynthesis protein COQ11. Gene Ontology annotation, molecular function: protein-containing complex binding. Gene Ontology annotation, cellular component: mitochondrion. The record is from RefSeq and is a predicted model, not a curated record. The coding region runs from base 1 to 825 and encodes 274 amino acids. The transcript has a single exon. Lineage: Eukaryota; Fungi; Ascomycota; Saccharomycetes; Saccharomycetales; Saccharomycetaceae.
AUGGUCGCAGCACACUUGGUAGUCUUUGGCGGGAAUGGGUUUCUCGGGAGGAGAAUAUGCCAACAGGCGUUGAAAUCAGGGUUCCAAGUGACCGCGCUGUCUCGCUCAGGGCUGGCCCCUAGGUCGCAGAGAAGGGGCGACGAGCGGUGGGUACAGCAGGUUAAUUGGCGCUCCGCGGACGUGUUCGAACCAGAGAGUUACAAACAACAUCUGCAAACCGCGACACACGUCGUCCACUCGCUAGGGAUCCUGCUCGAAAAAGAGUCCUACAAAUCAAUCCUUGCUAACCCACUCUCCAAACUGAUGGGAUCAAAUUCGAAUCCGCUACUGUACCCACGGAAGGAUACCACUGAAAAUCCCGGUUUCACAUAUGAACGGAUGAACAAGCAGAGCGCGGUUAUACUGGCCGAGGCGUUCGCUAAGACGCUGCAGAACACGAGGCACAGACUGCCCAUGCCGCCCACGUUCUCCUACAUAUCUGCUGACAGGUGGUCCCCGCUCGUGCCCGCUGGGUACAUCGACUCCAAGAGAGCUGCAGAGACUUUGUUGACGAAGUUCGAAAACUCGUUCAGACCCAUCUUUAUGAGACCUGGGUUCAUGUUCGACGAGACUACUAAAUAUUCGCUGAAUUUAAGGACUUGCUUGGCAGAUAUAAGCAGUACCCUAAAUUGUGCGAACAAACUGAUAUUGAGGGAAAGAUUUAACGCCCUGAACAAAAGUAUCAGACCUGUUGUAUCCACGCAGCGGGUCGCAUCUUGCCUGAUGGAGAAAAUCUACGACCCGAAAUUCAACGGUGUAGUGACGCUAACCGAGAUGACAAGUUGA